AUGUCAAAACGGAUUGAUGUUUUCUCCAUGCAAAUUGUUGUGAUAUAUUUGAAGGAAUAUAACGACUUUAUUAACAUCGUUUUGGUAUGUAAAAAGUAUAAGAAUGUACUUGACCGUGUUCGAAUGAAUCCAAUUCAAAUCACUCCAAAAACAAAGAACCUAUUUAAAUGCAUUCAAACUCAAAAAAUAUUUUCUCCAUUUGAUGUAAAACUGAACACUGAAAAAUUGUUUUUUAAUUAUCCAAAAAGUGCAAAAGAGUGUUUAAUCGAAUUUAAUAAUUUUAAUGUCUGUCCAUUUUCUGUUUUUACAAGAGAAGAUCAAACUUAUUUUAAUGAUAAUAUUCCGGACUUUGUGAGGAUAAUAGGAGAAAAUACAUUCAAAGGAUGUAAAGAGGCUUCAAUAACACUUCCUAACUCAGUUAUCGAAAUUUUUCAAAACGCAUUUUCUGGAUGCUCAAACAUUACAGAAAUUGUACUACCACCACAUCUCACACACAUUGGAAAUAGUGCGUUUUACAAUUGUAAAAGUUUAAAAGAGAUAAAGCUCCCCGAACUGCUUGAGUAUAUUCCAAACUCGUGUUUCUUUGGAUGCACCUCUCUUUCUUCUGUGAACUUUGGAACAAAUGUCACUUUAAUAGGACAUGAUGCUUUUCGUAAAUGCGGAUUUAAAGACUUCACAAUUGACAAGAACGUAUUUAUUAAAAAAUCAAUUUUUGUAUGCAACACACUUACAAAGAUUACAUUUUGUGGUAAAAAGUGCAUUCUAUGUAGUACGUGUUGUGAAUGUUUACAACUAAAAGAAGUUGUGAUGGACGACAACGUGGAAAUGAUUGCAAAUUACGCGUUUGUGGAUUGUAUGUCACUCGAGAAGAUCACAUUGUCUGCAAAUUUGGAAGUUAUUGGACCUAACGCAUUUUCUUACUGUCGAAAACUAAUGCAAUUUGAUGUUCCACAUAAAGUUCGAUUAGUUGGAAGUUUUGCAUUUGAAAAAUGUGAACAAUUGAAAGAACUUGUUUUUGGUGAGAAUGUUGUGUUUGAUAAAGGGGGGUGUUUUGAGAAGUGCACUUCAUUGACUCGAUUGAAUGUACCAAUUAAUCAUAUGAAAUAUUUGUACAUCGCAACUGAAAAUGAAAAAGAAAUAUUUGAAAGACUUGGCAUUGAAGUUUUGAAUGUAAUGAAAAGCAAAUGUGUAAAUGAAAGUGUGUUCAAGUUUGACAAUUUUUGUGACACAAGGGAUACCAUUUCAAAUCAUGCGAAUUACAUCCAUCUUGGUGAUUUGGACGUGUUUGAUUCAAAUUCGUAUUAUUUAAGUGAACAUCCAAGGAUAUACAUUCCCUCUACUGUUGUUGAUGGUGACAUUGGAUUCAGCAGAUUUGACAAUCCGAUUGAAAAAAUUGUUAUUCCAAACAAUUUACUUUUGAUUCAAGAAAACGACUUUUAUGUUCGCAACGCAAAAAGUAUCCUAAUAUCAUCCAUUGUCACAAAAAUACAGAGAUAUUGCUUUUCUAAUUCAUUGAUUAAAGAAUUUGCUGUACCUCAAAGUGUGCGUAAAAUUGAAUCAAAAGCGUUCUCUGAUUCAUCUGAUAUGACGUCGCUUUACAUCCCAAAAAGUGUCACAAAAAUUGGGAAACAUGUUUUUGUGGGGUGCACCAAUUUAAAAUCAAUUGUAUUUGAAGAUGGUCGUCAUUUUGAUAUUGAAAUGGAAACUGAAGAUCAAGAAAAUGUUUGUAAUGUGACACUUAAUACAGCUAAAUUAGAUGACAACGUCGAGUUUCCUCUUGAUAGUACAAAAAUAAAAGUACCAUCGAGUGUCACAAAAAUAUGUUCUCCGUAUUUUAAAAAAUACGCCAAUCUAUGUGAAGUCGUAUUGCCAACAACAAUCAAAAAGAUUGAAAAAUUCAUCUUUGUUGGGUGCACUAAACUUACUAAAAUAACAUUUUAUGAUUCUUUUAAUGAUUUACACAAAUUAAAUGGUAAAAGCGACACAAUUGAAAAAUUUAAAAAGUACCUUUUUGACACCGUUAGUGUGAGUUACGCGUUUUAUCUUCAAAUGAAGGCGUUUGGGUAUAUAUUUAACAACGUAAAUUUAACAUCAAAAGACUUGGAAUUGUAUGGCACAGAAAUAGAUUAUUCUGUUAUUAAAAGCAUCAACGAUGUUGAUAAAAAUGUGAUUAUAAAGAACAUUAUCAAUUUAAAAAAAUACAUCUCAGAAUCUUAUUGUGAUAUUACUAAAUUUGUUAUACCGUCAAAAAUUGAAUGUAUUAAUACAUGUAAUUUUGUUAGUGAAAAUCUCAGAGAAAUCGAUAUCUCAUUAGUUACGAAAAAAGUCACUAGAUAUUGUUUUAGUGGUGCGCAAUUUCUACAAAGUGUCACAUUUUCAAACACAUUAGAAAAAAUCGGAGAUGAAGUCUUUAUUAAUUGUAAUUCAUUGAAAAAUAUAACCUUUCCAAAAAGUCUCAAAAAAGUUGGGAAAAGGUGUUUUGCAAAUUGUUAUUCACUUGAAAAUGUGUGUUGUGAGUCAAAAGAAGUUGUUUACAACUCGCAGUGUUUCAUGAAUUGUUUUAACUUAAAUUGUGUUCCAAAAAUUCAACAUUUAAAAAAUGGCGUUUUUUGGGGUUGCAAUUCUCUUGUCAAAUUUGACAGUUUUGAAAAUGUUGAAAGUAUUCCUCAUUGUACGUUUAUGAAGUGCUACAAUUUAAGAGAAAUCAUAUUACCAAAGACUUUGAAAACAAUUGGAAAAUUCGCAUUCAAAAACUGUGUUUCACUCGAAAGCGUCACAUUCCCAAAAUUGCUAAAUACAAUCGAAGAUGGAUGUUACAUGAAUUGCUCUAAGCUUUGUCGUGUCAAUUUGGGACAUUUAAACAUAACAUUUGGAAGUGAUGUUUUCGAAGGAUGCACAUCACUUAAUUCGAUACUUUUUGAAAACGAAAAUGUUUUAUUUUAUGAUGGAGAAGUCAGUUACACGCUUUAUAAACAAUUUGAGAAAAAUCAAAUUGUUUGUGACAACGUAAAAGUGAAAUUUAACGAUUUGACGAUUUUUGGAAUUGAUAUUUUAAAAGAUAAAAAGGUUCGUCGGAUUGAUGAAGGAGCGUUUUUUAACAACACAACAAUCACCAAAAUCGAAAUACCAAAUAACAUCACUAAUAUUGGAGACUUUUGUUUUGCUUGUGCAACACAACUUGAAAGAGUUGUGUUGCCGUCCUCAAUAACAGAACUCCCUCCUUUCUGUUUUGAUAAUUGUGUAUCAUUGAAGACAAUCAAUUUGGAACAUAUUAAGAAAAUCGGGAUGGGGUGUUUCGACAACACAAAUGGGGCUGUUUUGGUAACAAACAGGGUUGUUUUUAAGAUAUUUUAUAAAAACAAGACCGAAAAUAUUAAACCAUUAUUUACUAUACUCAAUAUCGCUAAUUAA
Entamoeba invadens IP1 is the source of this 3411-nucleotide messenger RNA. RefSeq lists its product as hypothetical. NCBI's taxonomy places the organism in Eukaryota, Evosea, Mastigamoebida, Endamoebidae. The transcript is spliced from 3 exons. Bases 1 to 3411 code for a protein of 1136 amino acids. The record is from RefSeq and is a predicted model, not a curated record.